AGAACAGAUGCACUGCUCCAGUACAUUCUGCUUUACAGACGACAGAAUGAAUAACACAGCUUGUCCUCGUAUCAGCUUUGACUUCACCAGCAGAUUUCUGCUUCCUGUUUACAUCUUAGUGUUCAUCAUUGGUCUUGUGGCUAAUGGAUGGGGACUGAAGACUUUGCUGCGAAACUGGACAAAACUCAAGAUCAUCAACGUGUUUGUUUUCAACCUUGGACUUACAGAUGUUUUGUACCUGCUCACUCUUCCAUUUCUUGUGAUGUACCACUUUAUGGACAAUACCUGGAUCUUUGGAGACACAUUCUGCAAGAUAACAAGAUUCUGCUUCAACCUGAAUUUAUACGGCAGCAUCGGGUUUCUUACUUGUAUCAGUGUGUACAGGUACUUGGCCGUCGUCCAUCCCAUGAAGGUGAUGGGACGACUGACUGUCGCACACUCUGUGGUUAUUUCAGUCCUGGUUUGGCUGUUGGUGAGUGUUCAAAGUCUUCCAGACAUGUUCUUCACCAAAACAUAUAGAAACAAACCUGGGAAAUGUUAUGAAACCACCUCCACGUUCUAUGUUGAGGAUUAUCUGAAAUACAGUCUUGGGUGGACAUUGACUGGGUUUUGUAUCCCACUCCUCAUCACACUGGGCUGUUAUGGACAUGUGAUUGUGACUCUGGGAUGUAAAAAAAGAAAUAACAAGGCAUUGAAAUGGAAAAGCUUGAGGUUGUUGUUCAUCUUGGUUGUUCUCUUCUCUGUUUGCUACAUCCCCUAUCAUGUACUGAAGAACCUCAACCUCUGGUCUAGAGUUUUAUCUAAAAGAAGGACAUGUCGUGGAUGGUUUAACGGAGUCUACAUCGCUCAUCAGAUAAGUCGUGGCCUCGUGAGUCUGAACAGUGCUCUGAACCCUCUGGUUUACCUUCAUGGAAGUGAAGAUGUUCCUGCUCAGCUCAGAAAACUACUUAGAGAUUUUUGUCAGAUGAUAAAUUUGAGGGUUUCACCAAAAUCUGGCCCUGCCCCUGCAGCAAAAGUCACAGAAGAAGUUUGACCUAAGAGAAACAUUUUUAAAUGAACAUAUCUGAAGAUGUCGAAUAAUCCAUUUUGUCAGUUGACGUUGGUAUUAUUUUUUCAAAAUCCAUUUGUUAUUAUUAGUUUUGUUGUGAAACUGUGAAACACAGUG
Sphaeramia orbicularis (orbiculate cardinalfish) is the source of this 1165-nucleotide messenger RNA. Its product is annotated as P2Y purinoceptor 1-like. Gene Ontology annotation, molecular function: neuropeptide receptor activity. Gene Ontology annotation, biological process: G protein-coupled receptor signaling pathway. Gene Ontology annotation, cellular component: membrane. NCBI's taxonomy places the organism in Eukaryota, Metazoa, Chordata, Actinopteri, Kurtiformes, Apogonidae. The transcript has a single exon. The coding region runs from base 8 to 1033 and encodes 341 amino acids. The record is from RefSeq and is a predicted model, not a curated record.